Messenger RNA from Camponotus floridanus (Florida carpenter ant), 1350 nucleotides. RefSeq lists its product as uncharacterized. NCBI's taxonomy places the organism in Eukaryota, Metazoa, Arthropoda, Insecta, Hymenoptera, Formicidae. The transcript has 4 exons. The coding region runs from base 191 to 1078 and encodes 295 amino acids. The record is from RefSeq and is a predicted model, not a curated record.
AACCGUUACAGAAGCUUAUUUUUAUCGAUAGUCUAAUAAUUCAAUCUGGACGUAAUGUAUUUACAGUGCGUCAAAGUUUUAAACUCGUGACCCGACAUUCUCGUCGGAAUUGUCAUGAUGAUUGUACAGCGAGGGAUUGGAACAAAAAUGAACAAAUAUAGGUGCUAAAAGCCCAUAAGAACGAUUCAAUAUGAAUUCAUCGCGGAGAGCAAAGUCAUCUUGGCGGUUCGCCGCGUUAAUAUCAUUGAUCAUUAUCAACACUCGACUGUGUGGCGCCGAAACAAGUGGAGAGUAUCUUCAAAAGGCAAUGAUUGAGCUUCAAGAAUUAAAUGUGCCGUCUAAUAGCAUUACAAUGCAUGAUCGAUUGUCGACGAAUCACUAUCAAUAUACCGGCUAUCAAGACGAUUACAGCCAAGACAAUAUACAUCGCAAGUUGAGCACUAACAAUGUUCAUCAAAACAUCAGGCCUCAGGAAAAGCCGAUCGCGAAUAAUGCAUUUGCCGAACAAGCUCAGUCUCCCUUCUUAAUUUUGGAACCCACCACUGCGGCUAGUUACCCAAAGGUAAAACAAGCGGAGCCGUUGGUACUCACACGAGCGAAACUGGCCGCCUUGUACAAACAGGCCUUGGAAAAAGGGUCAGCGAUCAGCGUUGCAGCUUUGACGCAGGCACUGAAUGCCGCGGGCAACGGCAACACGACGCCGCAGGUCGGUCACCUGCAGCUACCGGCUAAAUACCCGUUGUACAACUAUUACUUCUUUCCGCUUAAGAGCUUCGCGUCCGAGUUGCAGGGAGAUCAUAAUCAGCAGCAGGCUGCGAUCGUUCCAAUAUACACGGCCACGGAAACUGCGGGGAACACUCAGAAGCAACUUAUGAAUCCGCUCUUUGUAGCGAUAGGCACGUUUAUCAGCAUGGCUCUUCUAUUCAUGAUGGGUGUGUUAUUUCUACCGAAAUUGCCGCACUUCGAGCUUUUUAAUGCGCGAGUAGCGGACAAUGAUGAUUUUUUGCGUCUAGCGACUUUCGUGAUGAAUGCCAUAGACGGACGGAAUCGUUGGAGGAAUUUCAGCACAGCUAGCUGAAAAUAAGUGCGAUAUCGUAAAAUAAAAAUUAUCGCAUUUUUACAUCAAAGAUGUUGAAAAUAUAAUAUUAAAGUUUGCGUGAAUAUGAACCGAUCGUAGAAAAAGUUACAUAUAUAAAAAAGGAAUAUUUAAUAUACAUAUUAAUAUGAAAUAGCAUAUUUAAACGUAUUAGAAAGACAAAAACUACGGUUCACGUAUUAUCACGUUUUAACAGGAAUUUAAAUGUAUCUGUAAUAAGACCUACAAAGGGAAAAAUCUAAAAUUAAUUAAUA